CGGCGUGUGUCGCGCAGUCAGUGUCACGCAGCAGCGCGUGUGAGAUAUCUGACAGAACACAAAGUAAGGAGGAGGAAGGAAUUUGAUAGAUCGGGUGGAUGACGGCAGAGUUUUGAGCCGGGAAACUAUCGUCGAUUGGCCCGGGGCAGGAUCGGAGUGGUGUAAAAUAGAAAGAUAUAUAAAAAGAGAUACAGAGAUAUAGAGGAGACAAAAGAGCGGCGGGUGAGGCUCCGCGGCGGCACCCAGACGGUUGUCAAAAAAUCAAAACAACAAAAAUGGCCGAUCCGAGCAGCGAGGCCGCGUCGUCCAGCGGCGCUUCGGAUCUGGCGGCCGUCGCCGCCGCAACACCGAUACGCGACGAGGCCGAGAAACAACAGGUCGAGGAUUUUCUCGAACCGGAUAAAAAGCGUAGGAAAUUUUCAAGGGGCGACGGAAAGACAGAGCAAAAGCUGGAGCAUCGGCUGGGCGGCAUCCUCUGCUGUGCCGUCUGUCUCGAUCUGCCCCGGGCAGCCGUUUACCAGUGCACCAACGGACAUUUGAUGUGCGCCGGAUGCUUCACGCACGUCCUGGCCGACGCUAGGCUUCGCGAUGAGCUCGCCACUUGUCCGAAUUGUCGGAUUGAAAUCAGCAAAACGUCAGCAUCGAGGAAUCUUGCCGUUGAAAAAGCAGUGUCUGAACUUCCGGCCGAGUGUCAAUACUGCGCCAAGGAAUUCCCGAGGAAUUCUUUGGAACGGCACGAGGAAACGAUGUGCGAGGAAAGAAUAUCCAGCUGCAAGUACAGUCGAAUCGGAUGUCCAUGGCGGGGUCCAAGCCACGAAGGAGCCGAGCACGAGACCCACUGCGUCCAUCCGCAUCGUACAGGGGCCGACGUGAUGGAGGCACUUCGAGACAUCGAUGCCAGAACCCUUGAGGAACGUCGACUCUAUGACAGCGUCUUCGAUCUACUCUCCUACGAAAAGAUCACAUUUAACGAUCUGCAAAUGAAGCCGUACCGAACCGACGAGUUUGUCCAUAAAUUGUUUUACGAAACAUCGAGAUUCACCGCGUUCAACAACCAAUGGGUGGUCAAGGCCAGGAUCAACAACAGCCAACGUGAUCCGACACAAAGUUCAGAACGUGACAUGACUUAUCAGUUAAUACUGAAAACGAAAACAACGUAUCCUUUGCCGUUACACUAUCUCAUCCUCAAAGGACCGUUCGGCGACAUGAAAGUACAGCCGAGAAUACACAGAUUCGAUUUUACCGAACAGGACAACGAGAGUCCGUAUCUACCUUUACCUCUCCCUGACACCGCCGAGUGCAACAGACUUCUAGCUGCAAAGGCUAUCAACUUUCGGUACGUUCACAUUCCACGACUGAUCAUGUUUUUGGCCUCGAAGUAACGCAUUAUUCAGAGACUUGAUCUAACGCUUAGCGGAGGGCAGAACGCAAGAUGUUAAUAUAAUCCUCACUAGACGGCUGAUCAUUGCUGUAUGUAUGAAUAAUUGGUAUUCUCAUAUUAUUACGAGUAAUGAUACUACGGAUUAUGAUCUAUUCGCUGACUGUUGAUUGUGUAGAGCGUAGGCGAGAGAAUUAUACACAGAUCUUGACGAGCUAUAUCAUGAUUAUAUUUAUAUAAAUAUCUAUCCAUUAUACUCGUAUGCGUAUGCAUAUGCAUAGAAAUAUAAAUAUACAUAUAUCUAAAUCUUUAUCGACGGUAAGAAAUGAUUCUGUUAAUUGCCUAACACAACUUUGCGUGAAACAGUAGUAUUGAUAGUUGUUUUUUCUCCUUUUUAUCGUUUUUCUUUUUUAUACUCAUACCAUUAGCUGACGCGGUUUUUCAAAUUAGAAAACCAGACUUGAUAUCGUUGAGCCUCGGUAAAUACUUUUGAAAUAUGUCUCAUCAAUCAAUGUAAUAAAUAACUAAGAACCUAUAUUAUAUUUAGCACGUUAGAUAUUAAGCAUAUAAUGAAUUCAGCAUGUCGAUAUUGUGAACCCGUAGAUUUAAAUAAAUUCACUAUGAAACUACUAUGA
Messenger RNA from Neodiprion fabricii, 2013 nucleotides. Its product is annotated as cysteine and histidine-rich protein 1 homolog. The transcript is spliced from 6 exons. NCBI's taxonomy places the organism in Eukaryota, Metazoa, Arthropoda, Insecta, Hymenoptera, Diprionidae. Gene Ontology annotation, molecular function: zinc ion binding. Gene Ontology annotation, cellular component: nucleus. Bases 276 to 1382 code for a protein of 368 amino acids. The record is from RefSeq and is a predicted model, not a curated record.